AUGGUACUGAGCGACGCCAGUAGAUCUGAGAUCCUGCGUCGCUUCGGAGGCACGUACACUGACCUGGACGCCAUCGCCCUGCGUCCUCUGCCGAAUGGCACAAACUGGCUCGCAGAAUUUUAUGACGGUCGGGUGACAGCUGCUCUGUCCAGUUUCUUGCCGGGGCACACCCUUUUCCAAAGAGUGGUGGAUGCAAUACCCCGAGCAUUCAACCCGUAUGCUUGUUGUUCUAUUGGGCCCGACCUGGUCACUGCCGAGAUGCAACACCUGUGUCCAGACGCCUUCAGCAGCAUCGUUGCGGAUGACCUGCAAGAACCCGUCGUGUGCAGUGACAUCACAGUGCUUCCUAUCGGCAACUUCUACCCCAUCAACUACGACAUGGGACCCCGCGGCUUUUCGCAGUUGCUUCGAUCAGGGACUGGCCAGGAGUUCCUGAAGAGCACGAAGGCUCACUCACUCCAUCUGUUUAGUUCGCUUACUGCCAAAGACUUGCUCUAUCUCGGUGGCGGCUCUAUUUUGGAAGAAGUGGCAAAGAGAUACUGCCCGAAAGUGUUUAAAACUCAACGAAGCAUUAGUGCUGUAAUGGAAUCCGAAUUAACAGGGGUUAACCAGGUCCUUUGCACCUGUAUCCCUCGCCAGCAUCAAGGAAGGGCAGAUGACUUGAUGAACUGGGACGGGACCGCUGGUUUUACGGAGAUCACACUACAAAUUUCCGUUUCACACUUGGCGCAGGUGUAA
This is a messenger RNA of Penaeus indicus, 738 nucleotides long. Its product is annotated as alpha-1,4-N-acetylglucosaminyltransferase-like. The coding region runs from base 1 to 738 and encodes 245 amino acids. The transcript is spliced from 4 exons. The record is from RefSeq and is a predicted model, not a curated record. Gene Ontology annotation, molecular function: hexosyltransferase activity. Gene Ontology annotation, biological process: glycosphingolipid biosynthetic process. NCBI's taxonomy places the organism in Eukaryota, Metazoa, Arthropoda, Malacostraca, Decapoda, Penaeidae.